CAGGAGUCUUCCUUUCCAUGUAGGAAGAAUCAUUCUACCUCUUCCCCUCCUCAUGGCUUAUCUGGGAGCCCAUUUUGCCUUUAGAUCCCGUUGGCAAAAGACAGAUGAUGAGCUGUGUCGGCACAGCAUGUCCUUCAUCCUUCACAGGGCAAUCCGCAAUGACUUCUUUCAGAGUUAUCUCUAUCUCCUGGAAAAACUUUCUCUGGUGAAACUCUAUGCUUUAACAAGCCAAGUCAUCAAUGGUGAGAUGCAGUUCUAUGCCAGAGCAAAGCUUUUCUACAGUGAAGUUCCAGCAACAGAAGAGGGAAUGAUGGGAGACUACAUUGAACUGUCUAACACAGAUAUCCAGGCCUCCCGGGAAUUUCUUCGGAAGCUUGUCGGGGGUCCUGGGAAAGCAGGUACUGACUGUGCCUUGGACUGUGGUUCUGGGAUAGGAAGGGUCAGCAAACAUGUCUUGCUGCCGGUUUUCAACAGUGUGGAACUGGUGGACAUGAUGGAAGCCUUCUUGGCUGAAGCCCAGAAUUACCUACAGGCUAAAGGCAACCAAGUGACAACAUAUUACCGCUAUGGUCUUCAGGAAUUCACGCCGGCUCUCAGAAAAUACGAUGUCAUUUGGAUUCAGUGGGUUUCUGGGAACCUGACUGACAAAGAUCUCCUUGAGUUUCUUUCCCGCUGCUGUGAAGGCCUGAGAGAGAAUGGCAUCAUCAUUUUGAAGGACAACGUGGCCCGUCAGGGUUGCAUCUUUGACUCAUCUGAUAGCAGCGUCAUCCGGGACAUGGACAUCCUCCGGAGUCUCAUCCACAAGAGUGGGCUGGUAGUUCUGCGGGAGGAGAAACAAGAGGGCUUUCCAGAGCAAUGUGUCCCAGUGUGGAUGUUGGCCCUGUGUAGAAAGGAGGAAACUAAAGCCAUGAGAAAGGAAAUGACUUGCAGAUCCUACAGAUAAAAAGUAGCAGAACUGAUGUUCACUUGGACUGACUUCUGGUGGUGUAAUAAGCAGAGGGAAUUGAAGAGGUAGAAAAAAAGAUUGUUUAUGAGCAAACUUGUGAAUUGAAUUAUCUGGAAUCAUUUUAGUGUUUGGCUUGAUGUAAAUGAUAAUUUUGAUUAAACAUUUAAAAUUGAACAGUUUUGGAUGCUA
Messenger RNA from Dromiciops gliroides (monito del monte), 1135 nucleotides. It is a transcript of the gene NTMT2, whose product is annotated as N-terminal Xaa-Pro-Lys N-methyltransferase 2. Lineage: Eukaryota; Metazoa; Chordata; Mammalia; Microbiotheria; Microbiotheriidae. The record is from RefSeq and is a predicted model, not a curated record. Gene Ontology annotation, molecular function: N-terminal protein N-methyltransferase activity. The transcript is spliced from 5 exons. The coding region runs from base 53 to 943 and encodes 296 amino acids. Gene Ontology annotation, biological process: N-terminal protein amino acid methylation. Gene Ontology annotation, cellular component: cytoplasm.